Molecule: messenger RNA, 624 nt
Organism: Thlaspi arvense
Lineage: Eukaryota; Viridiplantae; Streptophyta; Magnoliopsida; Brassicales; Brassicaceae
Source: the annotation of a GenBank genome assembly
AUGACUAUUCAAAGGAAAUCUAGCGUUUUGGACAAUUUCGGCGACGUUUUCGAUCAGUGUGGCUUUAGGUUCCCGCAGAUAGGUGGCGGUUCUGUCCUCACGAUUACCUUGUCUCUGGGGGAGUUGAUUGCUCAGCUCCUGUGCCGCCAGUUGCAAGUGGUCUGUUUGGUUGAAUCGGAGACCGCGUCAGUUCUCGGAGAAGCUGUAAGCAUUCUUUCUAUGAGGUUUGAGGACUGCUUCAGAAGGAUGCUCAUGGCAAUAAAGAUGAGAACUCCAAUUUAUUUUGAACUGUGGCAUAAACGGGAUGGUUUGCGCUCCGGCAAGGCGUUUGAUUGCUGCUUUUUCAUCCGGUUUCGUUUAGAGAAGAAGAAGUCAGAGGCAAAACCCGGAAGCGCCGGAGCAAAUAAAAAGGAGACACCCAUGGUGCAUAGUCGGAGCGUUGAGAGGAACAAAGAAACCAUCCAGGAAAUAAUGAUGAGAGGGAGCUCGAUCAUGCUUGGCUAUUUGAAAGUUAAUAAUUUGGCAGGAAGAUCGUUUAGCUCAAGAGAAGUUUUGAUGUAUGUUGAGAAAGUAAGAAAGAAAAGUUUUGGUGUAAAUGAUGGCUCUGAAGAUUCAGAAUAUUAG